AUGUUCGGCAACCUUGACGUGGCARCAAAACUCGUGCAACUUUGCUCACCCGUCGUCGUCCUCGUUGUUGCCACCGCGGCCGCCGUGUUAGAACUGCGGCAGGCCGUCGAAACUGGUGGCGGCAGGGCGUUCGCGAUGUCCUCGUUCCGGUCGGAAGUUACCACCCAAUAUCCGUAUUUAGUGGGACUGAUCACUGGAGGAAUAGACGACAUCACAGACCAGCAGACCGUCAUCUGCACAGGAACCCUUUUAUCUCCGGUGUUGGUUUUGUCGUCGGCGUAUUGCACGUUGCGUCUGACGACCAUGAUCAAGGAGAGACCGGAAGUCAAUAAACUAUUCGUGUAUUGGAAGACACCCACGAACUCUGUGAAAUACCACCGGACCACGAGUGUUUACACACAUCCAUCAUACGACAAAGCCACACGCAUGUUCGACUUAUCGUUGAUAAAGCUCAAAAAGCCGUUCAAGCACGUUGAAYGUUUCGUUAGACUGUCCUCCAAAACGUUGAAAAGCGACGUCGAACUGAGCUGUUUAGUUGUGGGAAUCGGUGCRCCUCACGAAAGCAGUUACAAGGUGCCAGUCCGUGUCAAGUACGGCCGCACCGCUUGCCGGAUUCCUAAAUCUAUCCCCGGUUUUGAGUACUUGAUCGGAUACACUUGGGAAGAUUUCCUGUGUACCGAGACAGUAAGUCCGGCAGCCACACGAUUGCCGUGUGAUAGGGCUGAUCCGUUGGUGUGCUCCGAUGGCCGGUACCAGUAUGGAAUCUUCAGCUAUGGAUACGAUGGCACAGGCGCGUCUCUGGCGACGGAGGCGACCGAGUGUGGUGAUCCGACCAUUCAGAGCAGACACCUGUUUGUCAACAGGAACGCUGAUUGGAUAACCAAGAUGAUGGCGGAUCAUGUUGGCGGCUCGAAGCAGAUAGACGAAGUUGAAAAGACCACGAACGCAACGACGACGACCACCAAUCGCCCCACGCGGUCACAGYCGACAACCACCUCAACUCGAGUGGAAGUGUCGGAAGUCAGCUGCACCGAYCAUCUGGAAGUUAAUUACCCGUAUCUGGUGUACUUGGAAGGCCUACCCGAUGAACCGGUGUGCGGCGGCACUCUUAUAUCGCCUUGGCACGUGCUCACAACCGCUUACUGCACGACAAGAAUGACCGAAAUCAUGGUGACCGUUACGACUUACCGUAGACAACGCGCGAUGGCAAGGCUCGUAUACAUUCAUCCGAACUUCGACCUAUACACGCUGACGGCGGACAUCAGCAUCGUUGUCUUACAAGAACCGUUAAACGUGACCAGAUACGCACAGCUGCCGGAWAUUGUCAGCGGCCCGACCGACGACGGAGACUACAACACAACUUCUAGAGCGCUGACUUGCGCAGUGGUGGCGUCGAGCAAACGAUUGACACCGUAUCGUUAUGUCCCGGUCAACAUCAAUUACGGACCCGAAGCUUGUGGAGGAUCAUUUGACUUGGAAAUUCAGACGACCAUCAGCAAGACUUGGCGUGAAUUCAUUUGCGGAAUGCUCAAUCAACAAUUUCGAAAUGACACGGGAGAUCCGUUAAUCUGCGAUGGUUUUCAGCAAGGCAUAAUUAGUCACACAUAUCGGACUGCAAAGCAGGCUGCCGAAACCGGAAGUGCCGAACAAGUGCGUUUCUUGGCAAUCGACCACCACAGAGAAUGGAUUGACCACGUGAUCACGGCCAAUAAUCAAUUAGGCACCGGCGAUGGCUGCCCGAACGCAUCCCCCCGACUCGUGGUCAUCCUGGUGUUGAUGACUGCCUUGUUCCAAUUAUCGACACAGUUUAGAUAG
This is a messenger RNA of Diuraphis noxia (Russian wheat aphid), 1815 nucleotides long. RefSeq lists its product as uncharacterized. Gene Ontology annotation, molecular function: serine-type endopeptidase activity. Lineage: Eukaryota; Metazoa; Arthropoda; Insecta; Hemiptera; Aphididae. The record is from RefSeq and is a predicted model, not a curated record. Gene Ontology annotation, biological process: proteolysis.